Bactrocera dorsalis (oriental fruit fly) is the source of this 1361-nucleotide messenger RNA. RefSeq lists its product as uncharacterized. The record is from RefSeq and is a predicted model, not a curated record. The transcript is spliced from 3 exons. Lineage: Eukaryota; Metazoa; Arthropoda; Insecta; Diptera; Tephritidae. Gene Ontology annotation, molecular function: protein binding; RNA binding. Bases 58 to 924 code for a protein of 288 amino acids.
UUUCAAAAUUAUUCAUUUACUUUUUGACCAUCCAUCUACUAACACUAUCUAUACAGUAUGUCCGUUUUUGAUAUUUUGGAAUUGCGUAAUUACCCGCGCAAUUACUUUGACAUGUCUUCAGCCAACUGUAUUGAACAUUUUGAUGUUGCAGAAAUAGUUGAUAAUCUCAACUAUUUUAUCAAAGAUAAUAGAGCAUAUACAGAAGAUAAUGUUUUGGUAUACAAUAUAUUCAUAUACAGCAUACCCAAAAAGUUCACGCAAAACUAUAUACAAAAUUAUUUCUCAAAAUUCGGUAAAUUGCUGGAUGUAAAAAUUGUUGUUGACCGAAACAGCUUUCAACAUGAAGCGCCCAAUAUGUGGUUUCUGUACUUUGCUGAACCAGAAAGCGCCUGCAGCGCGCUUAUAAAAUUUUAUCAUCGCUUUGAAGGCUUACGUAUUGGUGUUAAGGCAGCGAACAGCUGGAAUCAGCCCCAUCCCGAAAGAGCUUGUAGUGUUUUGUCAUACGAUAGCUGGUUUCCGCCAACAAUUGCAUCAAUACCCACAAAUGGCAUAAAUAUACUUUCUUUGAAUGACGAUUGUUUGGAUAUAAUUUUCGGUAUGUUGCCGUUGAAAAAUAAAGUUCGUUUUGCACGUGUAUGCCAGCGCUUCCACGACAUUUUUCAAAUUCAUUGCAAACGCGAAUUCAAAUGCUUCGAUGUGACUAAUUUGUAUGGAAUGACAUUAUGGGAAAUACGUGAUUUCUUUCGCUUUGCUGGCGGACAUAUUGAAGAAUUAUUAGGUAGACUGCCGUUCAAAAAUCGCUUACGAAUUGUCAAAUUUAUCACAAAAUAUUGUGAAAAGUUGCGUCUGAAUCUGAAUGAUCGUAAAAAGCGUGCAGAAUGUGUGAAAAUGUUGGCACGUUAUAUACAAAUGGUGAAUAAUUAAAAUUACCAACGGAUAGAAUCCUAAUUAUUUUCAUCAGUCAAUUUUAAAAUUUACUUCGUUGCACAAUGGUAAAAGCAAAAAUAAUAACAAACGGAAAUGAUUUACAAAAGUAGGAAGAUAAAGAGAAAAUUUGGAUAAACGGUGUUGCCCGAUCGUAAUUAAAAUUAUUGGAAAAUACUGAACUCAUUUAUUGCCAAUUUAUAUAUACAAAACAAGUUUGUUAAAUUAACUUUAUAUUAUUACGUUUUUGUCCAUAACAUAAGUAUACUGACGUUGACUGAUAGAUUAUAAGUUAUUUAUUUACAAAGUUCAUAUAUUUAACAAUUUUGUGUAUGCUUAUUUUUUAUUUAUAAUUACACUUUAUAUUAUAUUCACUAAUACCUGAACAAAUUGUUUCUAUACACUUAUUUGAUACUAUAAAUAUAUAUGAAAAAUAU